Molecule: messenger RNA, 1461 nt
Organism: Fusarium sp. VM40
Lineage: Eukaryota; Fungi; Ascomycota; Sordariomycetes; Hypocreales; Nectriaceae
Source: the annotation of a GenBank genome assembly
AUGUCUCCCAACAUUCGGCGCGUGGCCGUCAUUGGAGCUGGCCCAGCUGGCGCCAUCGCUACAGAUGCGUUAGUCAAAGAAGGCGCCUUCGAUACGGUCCGCGUAUUCGAUCGCAGACCUAUGGUUGGAGGAGCAUGGGUUUACACGCCACAUUUACCACCAGGGAUUCCCUCACUCGAGAAGCUUGUUGUCGGGGAGGCUGCUGCAGCCGUUCCAGUACCAGAACACUUGCCAGCCGUGACCCCAGUGUCAGAACGAGUCAAUAGCCAUCAGUAUCGAUUCUCGGACACGCCCACCCAUGAGAAUAUUCAUAGUAAUAUUACGCCAGAGCUCAUGAGCUACACACAAGAGCCCUUUCCGAACAAGCUUUCUUCACAAGCACUCGCAGAGUACGGGCCCAAUGCCCCUGUUCGACAUCACUCUACCAUCCGUGAUUGGAUCGAAGCUAUCUUUGUUCGUGGAGGCCACGGUAAGCUGCUUGAACUCAGUACCACAGUAGAACGUGUGGUGAAGGAGAACCACGAGUGGAUAGUCGCUCUAAGGAAAGUGAUUGACGGUCGUAACUACUGGUGGCAGGAGACAUUCGAUACAGUGGUUGUGGCAUCUGGCCACUACAACGUGCCUUGGUUUCCAGUAGUUGAAGGGUUCUUGGGGUUCGACAGCAAGUUUCCCCUUGCUAUUCUACAUAGUAAGCAUUUCCGAGGAGGAGCCAAGUUUGCUGGGAAGAGAGUCAUUGUGGUUGGGGCCUCAGUCUCCUCCGUAGAGAUCAUCUACGAAAUUCUUGACCUUGUCAAGAACCCAUUGUACGCUUCUGUGCGGGAAGAGCCUAUUGAAGCCUACGGAUGGGUUCCCUUCGAGCAUCCCCAGAUUUCCGUCAAGCCUGCUAUACAACGCCUGGAUCCAGAAACAGGGCGUAUUCACUUGGCAGAUGGCUCUUAUCUUGAUAAUAUAGACCACAUUAUAUAUGGAACAGGUUACACAUUUAGCGUUCCAUUCUUGCCCAAGGUACAAGAUCGGAUCAAGGCAGGAUACCGUCGACUUCCAGGUGUAUUUCAACAUACCUGGGAUAUCGAGGAUCCUACGUUGACAUUUGUUGGAAUGAUUGGCCUUUUCACAUUCCGCGCAUACGAAUGGCAAGCCGUAGCUGUCGCUCGUUUUCUCACAAGCCGGUCCAAGCCGCUGCCGUCUGUCUCGCGCCAGUUGGAAUGGGAACAGCACCGCGUAAGGGAGAAGAGAGGGGGUAAAGCUUACUACUCCAUUGGGUCCGAGUGUCAACACUUCUUUGAGUAUCUCAGAGAUUUUGCGGGAGAACCUGAAAGGGGUACAGCAGGUCGAAGGUUGCCGCCAUUUGAUCCGCAGUGGUUGGUCAUUUGGCGCGAGAUGGGUGCGCCCAAGUUGUGGUGUUGGAGACGGAAGAUAAACGAGGCAAGAUGGAGACAGGGACUUAGAACUAACCUCUAG